UUGUCAGCACUUUGCCAACAAGAUAUCUUAAACGUUUAGUGAUUUCAUUAUUACUUUCACAGAGCUAGGUGAUAGAGCCUACUAUAUACCCAGGCUGUAUUACAGUCUGUUGGAAAUAAUGUAUUGUAUGUGGUCUGUUGUUGACAGAAAUGUUGGUCUGUGAGCUCCUGACUGUAUUUUAUUUUGUGCUACUGGUACACGUGUAAACUGAGAAGAACAUUGGGUAAAGGCAAGGGCUAUUUUUGGGUUUUGGGUUCUCUGCAUAGUAUAUUCUUAGUAAUGUGCUUUCAGUGAAAACUCAGAGCUCAGGCUGUGGGAUGACUUUACUUUUUAACACACAUUGCUGAUUCUCCACCGUGAUCAGUGGCAAGCCUUCAUAACUUCUGGUUUCCAGUCUGCAAAGCGGUACAAUCAUUUACAUUCCUUUUAGAGAAAGUCGGAAAGUACCAAGAAGCGGCCUUGGAGUCACUGGCUUCAGAUCCGCCUAUUCAGACAAGCCGAUUUUGAGAGAGGCUUGGUGAUUUUGAGAAGUAAUAGUGAAGACACUGCCUAUACCCUCCAAAUGAGUGAGAGCCUGAGUAGCAGAGAGACCAGCUUUCUCAUCAAUGAAGAACCGACGCCCGCAAAGCGAUUCAAUUUGUUCCUGAGGCGACGUCUUAUGUUUCAAAAGAGUAAACAAAGCAAAGAUUCUAUUUUCUUCAGAGACGGGAUCAGGCAAAUUGAUUACGUACUUUCCUAUGUUGAUGACAUAAAGAAAGAUGCAGACAUAAAAGCGGAAAGAAGAAAAGAGUUUGAACAAAAUCUCAGAAAAUCAGGUCUUGAACUGGAAAUUGAAGACAAAAGGGACUCUGAGGAUGGAAGAACUUACUUUGUCAAGAUCCAUGCUCCUUGGGAGGUACUAGCUACCUAUGCAGAAGUGUUGGGGAUCAAAAUGCCUAUUCAGGAGAGUGACAUUCCCCGGCCGGAGCACAAGCCUUUUAACUGCAUGCUCACACCUGUGAAGCUUCCCGAGAGUGUGAAGUAUCCUCGUCCUGAAUAUUUCACUGUCCAGUUCAACAGACAUCGCCAGGAGCUCUUCCUCAUUGACGACAAAUCAACCUUCUUCAAAUCCUCAUCGAGAAACAGAAUUGUGUACUAUAUUCUUUCACGGUGUCCUUUUGGUGUAGAAGAUGGGAAAAAGAAGUUUGGGAUUGAAAGACUGCUGAAUUCUAACACUUACUCAUCUGCCUACCCACUCCAUGAUGGCCAGUACUGGAAGUCAUCAGAACCUCCAAAUCCUGUCAAUGAAAGGCACAUACUGUAUAAGAACUGGGCUCGAUUUUCCUACUUUUACAAGGAGCAGCCUUUGGAUUUGAUUAGGGAUUAUUAUGGAGAAAAAAUUGCUAUCUACUUUGUCUUUCUUGGUUUUUACACAGAGAUGCUGUUCAUUGCAGCUUUGGUUGGCUUAGCUUGCUUUAUUUAUGGCUUACUAUCAAUGAACAAUAAUCCCAGCAGCAUGGAAAUCUGCGACCCUAACAUUGGUGGUCAGAUGAUCAUGUGCCCACUCUGUGAUCAAGUGUGUGAUUACUGGAGACUCAAUACCACCUGCUGGGCUUCAAAGUUCGCCCAUUUGUUUGAUAAUGAGUCAACAGUGUUCUUUGCAAUAUUCAUGGGAAUAUGGGUCACACUGUUUUUGGAGUUUUGGAAACAGCGCCAGGCCAGGCUGGGGUACGAGUGGGAUCUGGUGGACUUCGAGGAGGAGCAGCAGCAGCACCAGCUGAGACCCGAGUACGAAGCCAUGUGCAAGCACAGGAAGAUGAAUGCAGUGACCAAGGAGAUGGAACCUCACAUGCCUCUGUUUCGUCAUAUUCCAUGGUACUUCUUAUCAGGAGCCACGGUGACAUUGUGGAUGGCUCUGGUGGUCACCAGCAUGGUGGCUGUGAUCGUGUACCGCCUGUCAGUCUUCGCUGCCUUUGCGAGCUUCAUGGAAAGUGACACGACCUUACAGGAAGUCAAACAUUUCUUCACUCCUCAGUUGGCCACAUCACUCACGGGAUCCUGCUUGAACUUUAUUGUCAUCUUGAUCUUGAAUUUCUUUUAUGAAAAAAUAUCUGCAUGGAUUACAAAAAUGGAACUUCCUCGAACUUACCAGGAAUAUGAGAGCAGUCUUACUCUGAAAAUGUUCCUGUUUCAGUUUGUGAAUUUUUACUCGUCUUGCUUCUACGUAGCUUUCUUUAAAGGGAAGUUUGUGGGCUACCCUGGAAAAUACACGUACUUAUUUAACGUGUGGAGAAGUGAGGAGUGUGACCCUGGAGGCUGUUUAGUAGAACUGACAACCCAGUUGACCAUCAUAAUGAUUGGGAAACAGAUUUUCACGAACAUUAAGGAAGCCAUUUAUCCCUUGGUUUUCAAUUGGUGGAGACGUCGGAAAGCUCGGACCAACUCUGAGAAACUGUACAGUCGCUGGGAGCAAGAUCACGACCUGCAGAGCUUUGGACAACUUGGGUUAUUCUACGAGUACUUGGAAACAGUGAUCCAGUUUGGUUUUGUCACACUGUUUGUGGCCUCUUUCCCUUUGGCUCCUCUCUUUGCCCUCAUGAAUAAUAUCGUAGAGAUCCGUGUGGAUGCCUGGAAACUUACCACUCAGUACAGGAGACCUGUAGCUGCCAAAGCGCACAGCAUCGGAGUUUGGCAGGACAUUCUGGCUGGCCUGGCGGUGCUGUCCGUUGCAACUAAUGCUUUUAUUGUCGCGUUUACGUCGGACAUCAUCCCCCGUUUAGUUUACUACUAUGCUUACUCCACAAAUACCACAGAGCCUUUGGCCGGCUAUGUCAACAACAGUCUGUCGGUAUUCCUGAUCGCUGAUUUUCCAAACCACACUGUACCUUUGGAUAAACGGGAUGUCGUCACUUGCAGAUACAGAGAUUACAGAAAUCCUCCUGGGGAUGAGAAUAAAUACCUUCACAACAUGCAGUUCUGGCACGUGCUGGCCGCCAAGAUGACGUUCAUCAUCAUCAUGGAACACAUUGUGUUUCUGGUGAAGUUUUUGUUGGCCUGGAUGAUACCUGAUGUCCCGAAAGAUGUUGUGGACCGAAUCAAACGGGAAAAGUUAAUGACUGUCAGGAUUCUUCAUGACUUUGAACUCAACAAACUGAAAGAAAAACUGGGUCUUAAUCCUAAUGAAUUUGCCAAGCAUGUCAUGAUCGAGGAGAACAAAAUGCAGCUGGCUAAAUCCACGAUUUAAUCAGCGUAGCGGGGGAGCAGCUGGUUGUUUCUCCACUUUUUCUCUGGGGUUAGGACCAGAGGCCAGAGGAACCGUGUCCAUUUACCUUUUCUUUUUGUUUUCUCUCACGGUUUUUAUGUACUUUAAAAAGGCCAGGUGUUGGAGGAGUACCACUGUCCAUACCAUGCGCCAGUCCCUUCCCAGAUACUGUCUCCCGCGGUGCUCUGGAUGGGGGUUUAGGGUGCACGAAGCAUCAGAACACACAAAUCACAGAGCAGAUGAGCUCAGGGGGAAACGCAGGCCUGGGCUGUGUCUCCACUUUCCAGUACAUCUGCACAUUUUUAUGGUCUUUUAUUGUGUUGCUUUUAACUCCCUCACAUCAAAAAAAGAAAAAUAUUCCAAGAAGCAGAGCAAAGAGGCCUUCUGAGUUACAUAAAUCCUGGCAUUUUAAAUUAUGCAAAUGAAAAAUCAGAACCAUAACAUAAGAAAACUCACACAUUCAGCAGUGUUCAAUAAACAUCAGAGCAGGAGUUUAUUCCUGAAAUUGUGUGGUCUGAGUUAAGCUGUCAUUAGAAUCCCAGAUGCUCUUUCUGAGCACAUGCAGUAACCAUAAUUUUUUCUCCAAAAGCCCAAAUGUUUGAGUUUCAACAUAAAAGUAACAUUAUGGCUGUUAAAGGUAGAGUGUUGGUAACAGUAUUUUCAAGAUUUGUGGCAAAUAGUCUUCAAGCAAAUGAUAAGUAUUAUAAAGAAGUGGUACAUACUGAUUAAUUUAUUCAUUUCAAUAAGUGGUUGAGUUUUUGAAAAUUAUGGUUUUUCCUAUGUUGCCUAUUUUAUAUCAUGAAGCCUUCCUGAGCACUCUGUGUAUAAGUUAGAUAGCAACUGUGCAUAAAAAUGUUACCUCUUUGCUUUGAAGAAAUCCCAAGUCUUUGAAUAAGUUUACAAAAUUUUCAUAUUGGUGCAUCUUAUAUAAUAUUCAGUGCCUUCUUCCUAUACCUUUAACAUGUAUGAAAUGAUAGUGUUGACUGUUAAUUUUAUAAUCUGCAACAUGCCAAAUAUUAGAGAAAUGCAGUGUAGACAUUUCUGUAGAAUUUAACACUAAAAAUUCAGCCAAGUAAGGAAAAGGUGAUAAACUUGAUUGUUAACUGAAAAAUAUAUUUAUUGAAUUAUUCCUCUCAAAUUUAGGCUUACACAUAUGCACAACAAUUCUCAUUCCUGUUUCAUAUAUAUAUAAUAUAUAUCCUAUAUAUAAAUAUAUAUUUAUAUAUGUGUAUAUAUAUAAAUUCCACUAGAGUGAGAGAUACAAUCCAAUUAUAUAUUGUUUGAGUGUCAAGUUUCAAAUUGGAAUUUAAUUCCAAAGGAAUACUGUUCUCUUAUCAUACACAUCCAAAGAAAACUUUAUGAUGUUAUUUUUUAAACUGGAAUUUCUUUAUACAAUACUAAUAAAUUUUAUAGGACUGCUGAUAUUUAAUAUGUGACACAUAGUACUAAUUACUGAUCAAUAUUAAAUACUUAGAACUAAGAGUGAUUUAUUUUCUAAAGCUAUGAAACAGUUACCCCAGUAUUUCUAAUUCUGAUUUAUCAACUACUGGUUGGAUUUUAUGAACAUUUUUCUACAUGAAAUGAACACAUAGAAGUAGGAUUUCAUAUGCAGAAGUGAUGUGUUCCUCAUUGUCAGUUAUCACAAGCUAAGCCUCGAUGGAGGCUCACUGGCCUGCAGGAUCAAACUCAGCAUGAUGACAAUGUCACACACAGUGCACAGCUCAUUCUGUUUCCUUCCUCAGUGCUGAUAAAUACAAGAAAUAAUAGAAAACUUGUGUUUUGAGGGCAUAGGCAUUAAUUUGUAUGGUUUAAAGGUAUUUAUAGAACUACAAUGUAAAAUAAAAACAAAUUUAACUUGGAGUUAUAUGUACACUGCAAUUUAAAACAAACUAAUUGUUGGAUUUCUACACCAUGUAGAGAAACUAGCAAAAGUGAAAAUAAUUUAUAAGAAAAAUAGGUAAUUCUUAUGAUUGAUUGGUACUAUCCUCUUAGGAUGUUCUUGACCAAGUCUGUAUUCACCUUAUGAUUUCCUGUUGCACUUCUCCAUGCUUAGUGGAUUAUACAGCAAAACACUGACAUUAGAAAGUAUUUCAACCCAAAUCAGGAGCCAAAUUUAUUGAGAUAGAUUGUGUCCUCUAAUAAAACUCACUGAUUAUUGCAGGAAGUCUAAAUUAAGAGCAUUUGAUCCUCAAACACCAGUUACUAACAGUAACUAACAAUUGUUUUUACCUCCCAUUAAAACCACGUUUUGUUGAUUUGUUUGUUUGCUUUCCCAGAAAUGUUCCAAGGGAUAUUUGAGGUCUUGUGUGACAAAAUUUUAGAUAUCCAAACCAAAAGAGCACAUAACUUUUUUCAAAUAAUCUUCUCUUUUCCUUGUGUUCAUCGACUUGGUUUGUAUACAGGAAGCAGAAACUUCUGGAUCAUUCUAGAGAGGCAAUUCCAUCCAGAAGGCACUGUUGUAAUGAAAUAAAAUGCCGUCUUCAUCCUGCUGCAUCUCAGGAUGUGGCUUUAAUGGCCUUCUUUGAGCCAAGCUAAAGCAAUCUAUGGGAGUGAAGAGGAAGAUUAAAGAGAAAGAGAAGCUCUAUGCUGGGUCAGUACAAACUGUGUAUGAGCAAAGUGAGAUCUCCUGCACUAGCCACUAGUGAGGUGAGAGAGAUGCUAGAGGAAUCUCAAACUGAGAAGUAGGAGGGGUCAAAACAAAACGUUGCUUCCCCGGUGAUUUUGUAGUUUCAGACAUGAUUAGUAGGAACCAUGGUUCUCCAUUGACAGACUCCGAUUGAGGGUAAAGAAUUUGUACUGUUUGUUCAAUUUGGAAUCUAAUGUUUUAAGAGAAGGGUUUUCAUGCUUGUUUUUACUGGUGAUAAUUAUGAUGCAAUUGAAGGAUAUUAUUAAGAAAAACAUUGCAAGAAACGCCAUUGCCCAAGCUCAGAAAUCUUCCACAAGAAAUCACUGUUAACUAUUGUGUUACUCCUUUUCUAGGCAGAUUUUCCUACUCAACUUUCAUGAAUAAUAAUUUAAUUAUGAUAGUUAUUUAAGUGUUAUGUAAAAUUGAGGAAAGUGACAAAAAAAAGUAUAUACAGUAUAGUUUCAUUUGUGUGAGAUAUGUUUCCAAAGUUUUUGAGUUGACCUAGAAAAUGACCUAGAAAUUAAGUUUGCUCUGAUUUUGAUUUCUUUCUUCUGCCUUUUUUUUGAAAGAGAGAUAUACAGGUACGCAGAGAAAGUUGAUUUGAGUAAUAUGUCCUUAAUAUGAGGUUUAGGUUCAGUCAUUUAAUAAAGUAAUAAUUUUAAACUAUUUUCACAUAGAGUCAAUUUAUGCUUAGAGUUAUGCCAAUAUAAUUGUUCAGAGGCUGAAUGUUUUAAAAAGUUUUUAAAAUUCUUUUUGUUGUUUAGAGACAGUAAAAUACAUGUACAUACAUAGCAGAGCUCAGGAAAUUACAUAUUUGAUAAACAGUUGUAGAUUGUUAUCUGAAAUUGGAUGGCACAGAUAAAUUGGAAAGGUUGUUCUUACUGUUGUUCUUACUGUUUCUUGCUUGUUCUGCUUUGGAAGACAAUGAGGAUGAACAGAAAGAUGCAAGAAGGAAAACAACAUGUUGAAAUAAUUUCCAAUGAUUUUCCAGUCCCACCUUUUCAAAAAGCAGUCCCACUCACAGUCACUGACGCUCUAGACCUCUUAUUAGCAGUGUGUGCCCCUAGACCCCUUCCCAGCUCUAAAAACACAGCCCCUGGGGGGAUAGUAGCUUUUAAACUCUCCAGCAUUAAAUUUUUGAGGUGAUGAAACUUCCUUGAAUGAUAAAUUGCCUAAACUAAGGCAUCACAAUCUUGAGUGCAAACAAUUUAUCAGUCCAGCUUAUUAGGGAAUUAUAUCAAGGCAUGCAUAGUCUGGUUUCUAAACUUGCAGAAAUGCUUUAGUCCUAUGGUAUGUAAAUUUAUUGAAACCAUAUUGUCUAAGAACACUAGACGUUGAGUCUCUGCUUAUUAAAAAAGAUCAGAUUAAAUGUAUUUUUUCUUCCCAAUA
Molecule: messenger RNA, 7256 nt
Organism: Cavia porcellus (domestic guinea pig)
Lineage: Eukaryota; Metazoa; Chordata; Mammalia; Rodentia; Caviidae
Gene: Ano5
Product: anoctamin 5
Exons: 22
Coding region: 563-3223 (886 amino acids)
Biological process (GO): chloride transmembrane transport
Cellular component (GO): plasma membrane
Molecular function (GO): protein dimerization activity; chloride channel activity
Source: RefSeq, a predicted model, not a curated record